Messenger RNA from Bipolaris maydis ATCC 48331, 594 nucleotides. RefSeq lists its product as uncharacterized. The record is from RefSeq and is a predicted model, not a curated record. Lineage: Eukaryota; Fungi; Ascomycota; Dothideomycetes; Pleosporales; Pleosporaceae.
AUGGUGAAGGUUAUGCUUGCAGUAGCGGGCCUCGUUGCCGUCGCGCUUGCCCAGCAGUCGACUUAUACGGGUCCGAUUUUCGACGAAGAUACCGCGCCCUACUUCGGUAGCUCUGGUCUUGUGUUCCCUACAAGUGCCGAUGGUACACCUGCGUUUCCCAGCGCCCCAACUAUCACUCCGUCAGCCAGCUCUUCGACAAUCUCCACUCCCAUUUCCAGCUCCAUGCUCAGCUCCAUUCCCAGUUCCACGCCCAGCUCCAUGCUCAGCUCCAUGCUCAGCUCCGUGCCCAGCUCUACUCCUAGCUCUACUCCUAGCUCUACACUUUCAACAGCCGUCUCACAGAAUUCCACUAUCUCGUCUACCUCAACCACUUCGAGCGACUCAACCAUUUCGAGCCCAGUAACCACUCUGAGCUCUUCGUCUCGUUCGUCUACGUCUGUCAGCGUGUCGCGUACUUCAAGUUCCACGACUGAAGAUGCUACUACAAGUAGGCUAACCCCUUCUUCGACUUCGACUGGUGCGGCCGCCACCAACUUUCCAGAGGCUCUUGGGAUCAUGGUUGGAGGUCUUGUGGCUGGUAUGGCCAUGCUUUAG